This is a messenger RNA of Aureococcus anophagefferens, 855 nucleotides long. RefSeq lists its product as hypothetical. Bases 1 to 855 code for a protein of 284 amino acids. The transcript has a single exon. Gene Ontology annotation, molecular function: 2-methoxy-6-polyprenyl-1,4-benzoquinol methyltransferase activity. The record is from RefSeq and is a predicted model, not a curated record. Gene Ontology annotation, biological process: ubiquinone biosynthetic process. NCBI's taxonomy places the organism in Eukaryota, Pelagophyceae, Pelagomonadales, Pelagomonadaceae.
AUGCAGAAGCGCCGCGCGCCGGCAAUCAUGGCCGCCGUGGCAUCGGUGGCCGCCGUCGUCGCGUACUGCGUCAUGCCUCCGCGCGCAUUCCCGGACCGGCUGGCGUUCAUACCCGAAGAGAUGACCAUCAUCGACAACAAGUUCUACGACCUGCCGAAGUGGGCGGCACAAUGGCACACGCCCGAUGCCGCCCUCAACACGCUGGGCCACAUGAAUUCGGCGCGCGUGCCGUACUUCGACGACGCCUGGCGCCGCGAGCUCGGCGGCACGAACGGCAGCUUCCUCGACGUCGGCUGCGGCGGCGGCCUGCUGACGAACGCGCUCGCGGCGCGGGGCUACAAGUUGACCGCCGUGGACCCGUCGACGAACUCGCUCGUCGCCGCGCGGCAGCAGGCGGCCGAGGAGCUCCCGACGGCGCGGCGGCCGGAGUUCCUCGAGGGCACGUGCUACGCGCUCCCCGCGGCCGACGGCGCGCUGGACGGCGUCGUCAUGUCCGACGUGCUCGAGCACUUCCACGACCUGCGGGCGGCCGUCGGCGAGGUCUACCGCGUGCUCCGCCCUGGCGGCGUCUUCGUCUUCGACACGAUCAACCGCUCGUACUUCUCGUGGUUCGUGCUCAUCGUCCUCCUCGAGAAGAUCGCGGGCGGGAUCCCCGCGGGCACGCACGACUGGCGCCUCUUCAUCACGCCCGACGAGGUCGAGCAACUGCUCAACAGCACGGGCUUCGAGGUCGGGCCCCGGACGGACCUCGUCGGCAUGCGCCCGGAGGACCCGUCGGACACGUCCAAGGGCUUCGUCCAGGACCCGUCCGACGUCUCGGCGACGUACCUCUGGUGGGCGCGCAAGCCCCUGUAG